AUGUUGACAGGUUUCAUACAGGAUGCUUCAGCUAUCCAGGCACUGCUAGACCAGCUGAAAUCAUCCGAUGCCUGGCGCAAGGUCGCCAAUCCGAACGCUGUGAUUCCGGCGACCAACCCCCACGAAUCUCUUAGUGAACGAGCGGUUCCCGAUCAGUUGGUUAUGCGCCCUCAGGAUGACCAUGAAGGGGCCGGAUUUGAAGAAACUGAUGAGAGCAUGCAUGUGGACACUCUUACGUCCGCGAGUUCAGAUAUGGAAGCUUGCUCGAAGCUACCCUCAGUCGCAGCCCUCCUUUCGCAGCUGCAGUCUUCAAACGCCCUGAACAGCGCGGUUGCAGGCACGAGCCUCCCACCAGUACCUAUAGGCAUAUCUUCGGCGCACGCCCCCCUUAGACCCGGUCGAUCCCAAAAUGCCGGUCCGGAUAUGGCACCAGGGAUUGACACGCACCAGCGAGCACCCCAAACGCCUUCCGAGAAUGUGCGGGCGUGUUCAUUCCAACAGGCCCUACCCCAUCUCGCGCGGCUUUCCCAGGAUCUAGACGUUCUCAGAAUGCUGACAACUAUGAAAUCUGAGCAGAUCGAGUUGGAGCGUCAGUUGUGGCAUGAACGGCGAGAAAUCCAACGGAAGCAUGAAGAGAGGGUCAGAACGGCACGUACCAAGGCGAACAUCAUUGGAGCGGGUCUUACACAAUAUGAAGCCGAUGCAAUGACGGACUCUUUCCGGGCAGAGCUGCGUAAAUUCGACCGCGAGAGGGCGCUGCCUGCGUGGGAUGGCCUAGUGACCAAGCAGCAGAUCGCCCUCGAGGCACUUGGCGUACCCGCGAUGUUCCCUUCGACGGAGGUUACGGAUCGAGAGGUACGGGCGCUCUAUGGCAUUCCAUUGAUGAUGCUGAUGUGGAACGCUACCACCCAGCGUCAACAGAAGAUCAUGCAGGUCACAGCUCGGAUUGGGUGCGAGCUACAUCCCGAAUACGAAUAUUGUAGGGUAGCCUGUCAUUUGGUGACGCACCGGUGUCCAGUCAGCUCAGCUCCACUCAAUGGACAUUAUGUUAAUUUAUGUACCGAAGCAGUCUGCCCCAAUCUGGUCGAGGUCGCGGCGCCAGAGAUUCUUCUCACUGUUAUUAUCCUGGUCAAUUCAACGGACAUUCAGUUCUGCGGAACGAUGAACCCGAUCACCAUGCCCUACGUCGACCUCGUGUCCUCUGACGACUAUGCGUCGGUAUGGUACACGACCAACUCUGCUUCGCUCAACGUCAGCGGCUUCGAUCCCGAGAAGCCGACUCUGGUUCUGCUCCAUUCCCUAUUUCUCGACAACACUUGGCUCCAUCCACAAAUGGACGAUCCGCGCCUGAACGCCAACUUCAACAUCAUCACGUUCGACAUACGCACCGCCGGCAAGUCCACGUUCAGACCGACAGGGCGUUUUGACCUCUGGGUGACGGCGGCCGACUUGGCGCAUUGCUUCUACCACCUUCACCUUCCCCCUGCACACAUCUUUGCUCCCGAGCUGUUCUCGUGGACGGCACUGCGUUUCGCUGCCCUUUUUCCGGAACUGUGCUUGAGUUUGACGCUCUGUAAUGUGACCCCACAAACAGAAUUGAAGUCAAUAUUCGAUGCAUUCGAGGAGUUGUGCCAUUUGUGGUGUUACGCGGAGGAUUUGGAGUCAUUUGAGACGGCGUGUAAGGAACUCGUGAACUGUUAUGCCAUAGAUGCACAUCCAGAUAUGGUUGACGAGCUCAUUGCCUUCUGGGCCGUAAACUACCCCCCUUUCCGAAGAACACGUGUGAUCAUGAACGCGAACCUUGUACUAAACAGAACUCCGAUGACGGAGGAGGAGCUAGCGAACAUCCGAUGUCCAACACUGAUAAUCCAGGCUGAACGCAGUCAGUCACAUCCAAUGGAGUACGCACAACAGCUGCGACAGGCACUGGUCAACGUACCAAAUGGCGCACAGCUUUUCACCGUCAAGGCAACCCACGGUUACCUCUGCCUUCUCUCGUCAUCCAUAGUCAACCAAGUUCUGAAUAAGUUCCUGACUCGCCAACCCCCCGCGAGAAGCGACCUCGAGCCGCCUGAGAUCCCCCUCCCGCAGCGCAUGAGGAUGGCGCUUGAACAGCUCUCCGAGUACACGGACGACCCGAGCAUAGCAGAGCGCGACCCUCAUUCUCCUCUCUCGUUUUGCUGUGUGACGGAAGAAGUACGCAAGAGCCAGGAAGAGCUUAACCGGAUCUAUUCGGAAGGGGAGAGCUCUGCUCUGUCUCCCCUGGCGCCAGAUGGGCGCCCUCUGCGCAGAUACUCGGAGCGCAAGGACGAACACUGGCUCGAAUCAAGCAACGACGGUUUUUCUUAUACCAGUACGUUACACUCCCACCUGAGUGCAAGGGCGGACAAGAAGAAACCCGGUCGCCGCCAACAGCUCCCCAUAGAGCAAGAGACCCUCCUCCACAUGCCCUCGGAGCCAGUCACGCAAGAGGUCCAGCAGGUCGCGCGCAUUCGCCGCGCGACAGUCCUCCCACAGAGUACUGCAGACAAGCACGUCAUCAAGGGCUCGAUGGCGAAAGUCAUUGCGUCUGGCACAGCGACAAGUUUGCAGCGUCGGCUCCUCCGGUAG
Molecule: messenger RNA, 2610 nt
Organism: Dichomitus squalens LYAD-421 SS1
Lineage: Eukaryota; Fungi; Basidiomycota; Agaricomycetes; Polyporales; Polyporaceae
Product: alpha/beta-hydrolase
Exons: 16
Coding region: 1-2610 (869 amino acids)
Source: RefSeq, a predicted model, not a curated record